This is a messenger RNA of Bactrocera dorsalis (oriental fruit fly), 688 nucleotides long. RefSeq lists its product as hypothetical. Bases 101 to 667 code for a protein of 188 amino acids. Lineage: Eukaryota; Metazoa; Arthropoda; Insecta; Diptera; Tephritidae. The transcript has a single exon. The record is from RefSeq and is a predicted model, not a curated record.
AAUUAUCCAAUAGAAGAAGCAUAUGGUAAAUUGAAUGGGCCGCUUAAUUUUUAAGUGAAGUUUAAUCAAGCUGAUACAUUUUAAAUAUAUAUCCAACUAAAUGUCUGCGAAUACCACAACUCCUACAUCCUCCACUAGUGCGUGCUCCAUUUCGCCGAACGGUUCAGGCAGCGGCACAGAGGAUAUACAAUAUCUACUCUAUCUAGAAACUUUACGUCGCUUUCGUGACGAUGAGCUCAACAUUAAGCGCCAAGUGGACGAAAAAACACGACAGUACUUGGAAGUUAAGGAGGAAUAUUUACAAUUAUACGCUAAAUAUGUGAAACUCACAACAUUGGCAGCAACACGUUGCGCGUUGUUAGGUGAUAACCACUUGCCUUUCGAUAAGAUAGCUGCCGCGGAUAAAGAUAUAUUAGCCAUUACACAAAAAUUGGCUACCGGCGAUGUUGUGGAAACGAUUAGUGAAAAUGCAGUCAAAGAGUGCAGGGAUAAGUUGGAAGCUUGCGAAGCACACGAGAAAUUAAAACAAUUCAGCCACGAAUUAGCCGAAAGUAAAGCAACUGUGCGUGCAGUACAAUCCUCAACCGAAACUGUGGAGGCCACUAUUGAGACGGCUACACUGCAAAGCCUCGACUACUUUGUUGAUGAAGUUGGCAAUAGAAGUUGAAAUAAAAACACCGAAAUUGUA